GUCGGGUCAACCACGGGGUUGUCAAUCGAAAUGAACACGCGACUCCUCUAGUUCGAGACGACAAUGAUUGUGCUCGUCCACGGGGAUGUUCUCGUUUUGGGUUUUCGGCCGCUGCGACGUCGGUCGACGCCGUCGUAAACACAGUGACAUUUCCAGUAUUUUCCGGAUCGGUUUCCAGUUCGGGGUAUCUUGAGUGUUGGUGUCAGUGGUUCGCGUUACUGUCUGAACAGAGUCGACCGUUAUGAGUGCCCUAACUCCUCUGCCGGAUUCUGACGACUCUGCACAGAGUUCGUCAUGAUGGAAAAUAUUGGAAAAAUGAUCGAACAGCAGCAGCAGGCACUAGGUGAGCAAACGAUCGAUUCUCCAGACAGCAGUGCGCACGCGUUGAUGCAUGCCGGUGGCAUGGAGACUCAGGUCGUCCGUAUGAGGCUCGUAUCACGCGCUGUUGUUGAAAGGCGUCUCGUUAAACAAGAAGAGGCUGAUGGCCCAUUAUCCGUCAUUGUACAACCCCAAGAAGAGUCAAGGGACUCGGAGCUACUCAGUCCCGGAAAAUUAUCACCCAACUCGGUGACUGUGGCAAACAUGAUAGAUAACAAUGACUACCGCACCUUGAAUCCUGAACCUACCUACCAAACUCUGACUUCGGUAAACGGCAGAAUGUCUCCUCCAGGCUACAGCCCGAGUUCUUCUUAUGCCACCCUGACUCCGCUGCAACCCUUACCACCCAUAUCAACCAUGUCAGACAAGUUUGCUUACGGACACGCAAGCAACGUGACUGGUUCCUUCACGGUCAUGCAGAACAACAGCAUAGGUGGAAUCAACCUGGGACUUGGAGUAGGUGUCAGUGCUAGCACCCCUUAUACCAUGACCAACAUGGGAAUGACUCCUCCGCACAACUACUCCUCUCCAGGAAUGGGAAUGCAGCAGCAGUCAAGCCCUAUAAGUCCGCAGAGUACGUAUAGUCAAAACGGUUUAACGUCGCCCCAGAAAAGUAUGUCUCCCCCCAGUUAUGACUCGCCAUAUGGCAAUCAAAGAGACAUGGUGCCCCGGUUACACAGUCCCCAACUCAGUCCACCAUCCGCAUCCCUAAACUCUCCUGAUGGCACACUCGUUACCAGUUUUAGUUCAACCAAUUUAAACGGACUUGGUCUUCAGAAUCACCCACCGACCUUAGUGCAAAUCGCACCGCCUCAAAGAGACUGUUCCCCUUCGCCUCCCGUCGUUACCCUCCAAGCAGCGCCUGUGGUGUCGCAGCACCAGCAGCAACAGCAGCAGCAGACGAUGCAAAUAUCGACAAAGAAUUCCAGCCCCAGUUCUCUAAACGUUCCUGCCAUCGCCGCCGAUGUCGAAGAAAUCAACACCAAAGAACUAGCCCAGAGGAUAAGUGCUGAGCUGAAGAGGUACAGCAUACCCCAGGCUAUAUUUGCCCAACGGGUGUUGUGUCGAUCUCAAGGUACUCUUUCAGACCUUCUACGGAAUCCGAAACCUUGGUCGAAGUUGAAAUCGGGUCGAGAGACGUUUAGGAGGAUGUGGAAGUGGCUUCAAGAACCGGAGUUCCAGAGGAUGUCGGCUCUUAGACUUGCAGCUGCGCAGAUACCCCAACGAGGCAGUUGCAAACGGAAAGAGGAUCCUUCGACCAAUUCGGAACAACUUCCUACCCCCAAGAAACCGAGACUAGUUUUUACAGAUCUCCAACGACGUACCCUACAAGCUAUUUUUAAGGAAACGAAAAGGCCGUCGAAAGAGAUGCAAGUGACGAUUGCGAGACAGUUGGGUUUGGAGCCGACGACAGUGGGGAACUUCUUCAUGAACGCGAGGAGGAGAUCGAUGGACAAGUGGAAAGACGAGGAUCCGAAAGCCGCGGCUGCGGCGCUACUUCACCAGCAGAUGUCGCCAGGAAUGGAUCACGAUGACUUAGAUCAGGACGGAGAUAUGGACAAUGAUAUGGACGAUCAUGAUGAUGUCUUGUGACAUGCGUUCCGUGAUCGACAUUUGUUAUUGCUGUGACACUUUGUUUAAGUGUAGCGUUUUUAGAACAAUUAGUAUAGUGUAGAUCCAACAAUUGUGUAUUUGACCUACCGAGAGUAUUGGAUUUUUAUAUUUUGCAUCGUCUGAAAUUUACAUUGAGACAAUCUUCGAGCACGAUGAUAUAGUUAGUUUUGUUGUUAUUGCUUCGAUAUGUUCGGCAUCUAAUGGGACAUAAUUUCUAUUUAUUUCAACUGUAGCUUUCAUCUUAUAUUCGGGAGUCAUACAACACCUGUUUUUCAGUAUGUCUUCAUAUUGAGACAUUGAAAAGAAUAAAAAACGAAGUUUCAACUUUGUCAGAUACAAAGAAGAUCAGAUUUUAGAAACUGUAUUUAGAAAGAGUGAUUUUUUGCGUUUUCUUUCUUCACUCAAUUAUAUCAAAGUUAAAUAGGAAUAUUGUUCACUAUGUAGCAGGUACUAAUUCAUACCGAUACAUUUUCAUCAAGAAUUUUAUUUGGAAUAUUUAAUCGGAUUUUUUAGAUUUCGUACCGAUUGAAAUGAACCUACAAUAGAUUAUUCAUUGAAUUGCAUCUUUUAGGAUACAGGAAUCAAAUUCACUCAUAAUAUGAAAAUUUUCGGCUGUCAAAUUUCUCAAAACCAAAAUUAAGGUCCAAAAGUGUAAGCAGGUGCUGUAUGGAUAUCAGAAAAGUGUAUCAAUCACUCUCUAUGAUUUUAUAAAAAUGACAUCAGGACUGCUUGGAAGCAGUUUUGAUUUUCAGGUGAUGAAAGUACUACCAACAAAGCUCAUCUUAUACUUUCAUACAUAUUUAUUAUUUUAUAUAAUUUGUUUCUCAAUUCAUAACUAAUUCAAUCGGAAUUUGAUCACGAGGGAUAAUGUUUAUUUCAUAAGACCACAAAAAACAUGAACCCUUUUGUGAAUUCAUCAACAUCAUUAGACACGUCAACUAAUUUUCGAUUUGGAAUAGGCUGCACCUGUCGAUUCUGAAGAGAAAAUUGUGUGUACCCACAUAUUCCAAGGAGUAGAUUACAACUCUGAAAGAAAAACUCUUUUCUCUCUUUUAUUUCCACAGUUACAGCCCUCCAAACGUCCGAAACUUAUCAGUUUUCUUUUUGUACAAUAUAGACUAUAGGAUGAAUUCGAAAUCUACCUGUCAAAAUACGUAAG
Molecule: messenger RNA, 3151 nt
Organism: Leptinotarsa decemlineata (Colorado potato beetle)
Lineage: Eukaryota; Metazoa; Arthropoda; Insecta; Coleoptera; Chrysomelidae
Product: one cut domain family member 2
Biological process (GO): regulation of transcription by RNA polymerase II
Cellular component (GO): nucleus
Molecular function (GO): DNA-binding transcription factor activity, RNA polymerase II-specific; RNA polymerase II cis-regulatory region sequence-specific DNA binding
Source: RefSeq, a predicted model, not a curated record